AGAGUAGCUGCGCUGUGACUAACCAGCAGCUGACCGACCAGUGCAGUUCUGAGAGUGCAGCAAGAGCGGAGAGUGCAGAGCCCGCCGGCGUCAGCCCCGCUGCAGAGGGAAGUGGCUAGCCAGUCGCACCUAGGUCACCUGGUAGAGCAGAGCCCGCGAACCAGACAGAACCUGUUGCUCAGGCUCCGCUUGGCUUCUGCUUUCAACAGGGUUGGGAAUCUGUCCUUGCCCAGGAACAGGUCCACCAUGAGCGAGAAAUGGGACUCAAACUCUUCAGAAAGCUGGAAUCACAUCUGGAGUGGCAAUGAUACACAGCAUCACUGGUAUUCAGAUAUCAACAUUACCUAUGUGAACUACUAUCUCCACCAGCCCCAAGUGGCAGCUGUCUUCAUCAGCUCCUACCUCCUGAUCUUUGUCUUGUGCAUGGUGGGAAAUACUGUCGUUUGCUUUAUUGUGAUAAGGAAUAGACACAUGCACACAGUCACUAAUUUCUUCAUCUUAAACCUUGCCAUAAGUGAUUUACUGGUUGGAAUAUUCUGUAUGCCUAUCACAUUGCUGGACAACAUCAUAGCAGGAUGGCCAUUCGGAAGCAGCAUGUGCAAGAUCAGUGGGCUGGUGCAAGGGAUAUCAGUUGCGGCUUCCGUCUUCACCUUGGUUGCAAUAGCUGUGGACAGAUUCCGCUGUGUGGUCUACCCCUUUAAGCCAAAGCUCACUGUCAAGACAGCCUUUGUCACGAUUGUGAUCAUCUGGGGCCUGGCCAUCGCCAUUAUGACUCCAUCUGCAAUAAUGUUACAUGUACAAGAAGAAAAAUACUACCGUGUGAGACUCAGCUCCCACAAUAAAACCAGCACAGUCUACUGGUGUCGGGAGGACUGGCCAAGACACGAAAUGAGGAGGAUCUAUACCACGGUGCUAUUUGCCACCAUCUAUCUUGCUCCUCUCUCACUCAUUGUUAUCAUGUAUGCAAGGAUUGGGGCUUCCCUCUUCAAGACGGCAGCACACUGCACAGGCAAGCAGCGUCCAGUGCAGUGGCAUGUAUCCAAGAAGAAACAGAAGGUCAUCAAGAUGCUGCUGACUGUGGCCCUCCUUUUCAUCCUUUCCUGGCUUCCCCUGUGGACCCUGAUGAUGCUCUCAGACUAUACUGACCUGUCUCCUAACAAACUGCGUAUCAUCAACAUCUACAUCUACCCUUUCGCCCACUGGCUCGCCUUCUGCAACAGCAGUGUCAACCCUAUUAUUUAUGGAUUCUUUAAUGAAAAUUUUCGCAAUGGUUUCCAAGAUGCUUUCCAGAUCUGCCAAAAGAAAGCCAAGCCCCAGGAAGCCUAUUCCCUGAGAGCGAAACGCAACAUAGUCAUAAACACAUCGGGCCUGCUGGUGCAGGAACCGGUGUCUCAAAACCCAGGUGGGGAAAAUUUGGGAUGUGGAAAAAGUGCAGACAAUCCCACACAGGAAUCCUUGAUAGAGGAAAUGGGAGAAGCUACUAACAGUACUGUGGCUUAAAAAGAUCGUGUGGACCCCAGUGCUACCUGAUGCCAUAUAGUACUAGAUAGUGCUGCUUGUUGUGGCUUUUCACUUCUUAUAGUCUGAUGAGAACAUUUACUGAAAACCCUCUUUGUCAAAAAUAAAAGUAUGAAAGUGGCCUUUCUAA
Mus musculus (house mouse) is the source of this 1648-nucleotide messenger RNA. RefSeq names its product neuropeptide FF receptor 2 (gene Npffr2). The transcript has 4 exons. The record is from RefSeq and is marked validated. Gene Ontology annotation, biological process: neuropeptide signaling pathway; regulation of MAPK cascade; G protein-coupled receptor signaling pathway. Lineage: Eukaryota; Metazoa; Chordata; Mammalia; Rodentia; Muridae. Bases 247 to 1500 code for a protein of 417 amino acids. Gene Ontology annotation, cellular component: plasma membrane; membrane. Gene Ontology annotation, molecular function: neuropeptide receptor activity; opioid receptor binding; G protein-coupled receptor activity.